Messenger RNA from Neurospora hispaniola, 3981 nucleotides. RefSeq lists its product as uncharacterized. The record is from RefSeq and is a predicted model, not a curated record. The transcript has 5 exons. Gene Ontology annotation, molecular function: 5'-3' DNA helicase activity. Bases 409 to 3981 code for a protein of 1190 amino acids. Lineage: Eukaryota; Fungi; Ascomycota; Sordariomycetes; Sordariales; Sordariaceae.
CUAGUCUUCUCCGUCCAGUUGAAUCUGACACCACCGCGACCACGCUGUAUAGUCUCACCAGUCAUCGCUGUUGCGAUUCUUUCGUGUCUUUACAAGCCGUCGACUACUAGUUUAUGCCUAGUAUCAUUUACGUUCUCAUCCUCUCACUGUUCCGUCCUACUUGGUUUGGCAGAUGAAGCUGUACGGAUCUUCGUCAUCGUCUUUGCGUGGUGGAACAAACGCCGCGGUCCAAAGUAUUGACUCACUAGCUCGCGCUGGUGGCUUCUUAACUCCUUAAUUGUGAGAUACUUGGGUCGUGGUAGUAACAUCGCGUCGAGGUGAUUUCGGGGUGAAGUUCAUCGGGGAGUGCCGGGCAGUGACAGAGACCGUCGCGCACAUUAUAUCAACAACACGCAGAAACCAUUCACCAUGUCUGCAACCACCACCUCAGAGCAGGGAAAGCCUGCUACCCAGAAAUUCACCAAAAAAGCCAUGCCUCAGCGCCUCGACGCUGUCAUUUGCACAAAUGGUUUGAGCGGCCCAUUCAUUGGCGGUUGCAGAAAAGCCCAGCCAGGCAAGAAAUCCCAACUGGGUGAGAAGGAGGAGAAGUUCGUUCUUGACGAAAAGUUGGGCAGCGACGUCGACGUAACCGUUGUGUCCCACUGGCACAACGGAAAAAGUCACUGGUAUGGGUUGACCAUGAGCUUUGACCACAGCUUCAACAACAAGGUCAACGAAGAUGCAGGGUUUGGGGCCUGUUAUCAACCAAUGAUUAGCAACCCCGACUUGGCUAAGCUCGAGCUUAGGGACCAAUACACCAUUGUGGUCAAGCUCCCUUACAACAUGGACGAGUAUACAAUCUCCAUGCGGGACAUCUCAAACAGCGUCGAACUUCCUCAGCAAAUUCAAGAACUCUCUGCGGUUACCCAGAUCGAUAUUCAGCUUCACGAGGGUAGUAAGUUCCUGGUCGAGGGUUUCGGUCUACCGUUCGCCAAUCCUGGUCAUGCCAGCGACGGAUGGAUCAACGAAAAUACACCAAUCGUUGGCAAGACGGAUCUCCUCGGUCUCCUCUCUGGUUCCAGACUUACUUUGCUCGUUGCUAAACUCGAGUUGCGUAUCGAGUUUGGAAGGCAUCAGCCAGAGUUGUUCCGCUACCCGUUCGACUACCCCUUCCCCAAAGCCCAAAAGUUCGAUAUUGAUUUGUUUGAAAAAAUGAUCAAGGAGAACAUGGGUGAACGCUUCAGGCCUACCUUCAAGUUCGAUAACGACGCACAGAGUGUGUGCAGUAAUACUAUGGCCCACGUCAUGGAUAUGUACUGGCUGUACAAUGACUCGUGCAGCAUUCGCAACACCAAAGUUUCCGCUUAUUUCGUUCUUGAGAAGGAGGAACCAGCCAACCCAGACGAACCCAUAUACUUUGCGGUGAUUCGUCUCGAUCAAACGUUUCGGGACCAAUACAAAGCGCACUGGGAACACUUGGUCAAGGAUGGAACAGUCUCCCUCCAUCUUGGAGAUAUUAACGGUCCUCUUCUCAAUGGCCAAAUCAUGGAGCGCCCGGAGACCCUACCGGCCCUCUUGGACAAGCAUGCCUUUGCAAAGCAGGUUUCCACAGCCAAGGACGCCGUUGCGAAGCAAUCUUUGCUUGAUCUUGUCGUCAAGGUGCGGGUAAAAGACGAACACCGAAGUCUCUUGAAGACGUUCGAUGGGCGUGCUGAGGCCGAAGGAGUAUUCGAGAACAGUGUUACGCUCGAUUUCAAUAUUUCCCUCGGCGACUUGGAGCGGAAGGUCAUGGCAGUCGAAACUUUUUUGCCUGGGAGCGCCGCUUGCCCACCAGAAACAGACCCCGAGUUUGACUCCGAUGAGCUCAACUUCAAGAUGGCCCUCCACAGGGAUCUCAUGCGUGGCACGGGUUUCUUCGACACUUUGACCGCCCCUUCCCUCUCCGGCGUUAUAGAUGCCAUGACGCCAGGUACCGAGGCGUCACCGCCUACACCCCGCCCCCUUCCAGUCUUCAAUUUUUUCGAUUUGGAAGAUAAAAUCUUGAAGCAGCAGAUCCUAGAAGAGGCACUCCCAUCUGACAGGACUAGGCUGGAGCUCUACGGGGCUAAGCGUUAUUGCAACGUCGCCUUAGUUGGCGUACCUGGUGGCACCGGCAAGACAAUAACUUUAAGCACGCUGACGCUCGGAGGUCUUCAUUGUUUGCACGGCGGUAAAGUGUAUGGGUCAGGUCCUACCCAUACGGCCGUAACUAAUUUUGCGUUGAGAAUAUACGCAAAUGGGCGCAAGGUUAUCGAUAGGUACAAUAAGGUUGUUCCGUCUACGUCCCGUCGGUCUUACCCCCUUGUUGUACGCGGCUAUUCGCCUAAGGUGGAGGUGGAGACUUUUACCAACAUCUUGAAAACCGGAAUUGCGGACGAUACAGCAUUCAAGUCACGAAACCCCAAAAAUACACCUCGUUGGCGGCUAGCGCUAUCGCCAUCCAAUUGGCUACUCGCUAUUUUGGGGUCCAAGUCUCUUGAGCAGAGUCAAGAAGCCGGCAUCGUACCCACUUUACUCCCAGAGCACGCGACUUGCCUCUAUAAGCUCAAGGAAGAGAUUGACCGGGGUGACGGAUCGGUGGCUCGUAUCAGUCAGCUUGCCCGUGGUGAGCUAACAUGGGAAGCCUAUUGUGAUGGGGAUAAAGUCGAUAAGCACCUCCUAGAGAAAUGGUUGCAAAGGAUCAUCAACAAUGCCGAUGUUGUUAUGACUACCCCGGCUACAGCACAGGGUACAUGGUUCAAGCAAUUUUGGGAGGUAGCUAAAAUCAUUGCUAUCGACGAGGCAGGCUGCAUGUCUAAAGCCGACCUUUGCUCUAUCUGGGGUAAUACCCUAAGGCCUAUUAUUCUUGCCGGCGACGUCAAGCAGCUCCCCCCGACAAUGAUGGAGCUCGAAACUAAGGACGAGGAGGGCAAUUAUGCAAACCGCUUUGGAACAUGUGGCCGUAUUUCAGCUUUGGCCUGGUUACAGGCUGCGGGGCUCCCUACGUUCCGUCUUCUCCGACAGCUGAGGAUGUGUAAGGGUAUGUUCGACCUCGCGAAUGAGCUCUUCUAUUCCGACUACAAGAACAUGGCAUAUGGCGAUGUUUGCGACCCGGCCCAUCCUAGCCAUACCGUCGGUAGAGCUUUUGAGCAGUACCUGCUCGGUCGCGAUCCAACCCUCACACCCAGCCCGGAAGGUUACCUGUGGCCUGUUUUCUGGCACAUGCCGAAAACACGAGUUGAUGUAGUCGGCACUUCAAAGUUGAAUCGGAUGCAGGUAAAGGGCGCUUUGGAAUUACUUAACGACUUUGUCAAGAAAUUCCCAUGCGCUUCACCACAGGACUUUGUGGUUAUUUCGGCCCACAAGCCCAAUGUGGACUAUGGCAACCGACUCCUGAAGUCCGGCCUCCCGCACCUCCGUGGCAUGCCCCCGGUUCAAACGGCCGAUUCCUUCCAAGGCCGAGAAGGAUCAAUCUCGGUGGUCAUUACCGGCACCCGAUCUGGCAUUAUCCCUGGUUUCGUUGCAGACGAAAAUCGUCUCAACGUCAUGUUGACACGCCAAAAGUCGGGUCUCCUUAUCAUUGGAGAUAAAAAUGUCACUGGGGUCAUUGAGGGUAAGCCAAAGGAGGUACAGAAAGCAGAGAAGGCCUCAAAGAUGGGCAAGGUCUUCUACGACACAAACGGGGAGAAAAACCACAGCAAAUUAAAGCCUUUGCGGGAUGUGAUUGUUUGGAUCCAUAAGAAGGGACGGAUCUUGGAAAUUAAGGGAGAGGAGGGGAAGAAUACCUCUAAGGAGGAUGAUAAGAAGCUUGCUGAUGAAGAGGAGAAGCUUGCUGAUGAAGAGGAGAAGCUUGCUGAUGAGGAGAAGAAGCUUAUAGAGGAGCAAACGGCGAAUGAGAUGCAAUCGCGGGUUGCUGACUCGAUCACGGAGUAUGACGAGUUGGAUUGGGGGAAUUUGUAUGAUCUUGACUAUUAUGUCGAUUAA